This is a messenger RNA of Chaetomium strumarium, 1945 nucleotides long. RefSeq lists its product as uncharacterized. Bases 122 to 1453 code for a protein of 443 amino acids. The transcript is spliced from 2 exons. The record is from RefSeq and is a predicted model, not a curated record. Lineage: Eukaryota; Fungi; Ascomycota; Sordariomycetes; Sordariales; Chaetomiaceae.
AAAGUGCAGGCGCACGCCUAACCCCCGAUUGACAGCAACCGCAGAGUUCUCUCGUGCGACGAUGCUCCGUGUUUGAAGACUUCCCAGUGGAACCGAAAGCUCGAGGUUGCGGCCGACGACAAUGCGGAUAUCGAAGGGGAAACGCUGGCUGACGGUGGUCGCUCUGGGCCUUGGGACCGUGAAAGGGGACGUCAUUUUCGACGCCUCCAGGUUCAAGGGGGAUUAUAAUGAAAGCCAAGCGAUUUUUGAAAUCAACCUCAUCUACGGCAAGCAGUUCACAUGGACUGCUUCGCAAGGUGUCGUGGUCGAUGAGAUAAUCCUUUUCGCCAAUUAUACCGUCCCGAUAGGCUCGGUGAAGUUCAUGGGUUCGACUCCAACCAACAUCAACGGCCCCCCGUUUCAGAUUCAGACUCCGACUGCGACUCCGUCUGUAAAUCCGCAAGAUUCGGAACAACCUGGCGGUUUGACGAAGCGGGAAGGCAUAAAUGUAAGCGGGAUUAAGAACGUGACGCUCCAAGUUGAUGGAAAUGCGGUGUCUAUUGGCCCCGAUUUCACCCCCGACUUAUUAGAACGGUUCAAUGUGGGCGUGCCGCUCUAUUUUGAAGCUAGAUGGGCCGGACCAAGGGAAGACUAUAGCGAGAGCUACAGUCAACUUUUCACCAUCGUCAAAGAUGUGACUCAGUACAAUCAACUUGUCACUGAAGCCCCCUCCAGGUUCUCCAACCAGGAGCCCUAUAACCCCCCUCCCUCGCCGAUACCUAGUGCGAAUGGCCAAAUCCCAGAUUCCACAAGCGGACAGCCAGUCGGGAACUCUAACAUAUCCCAGAAGGCCCCUAAUGGUGGGGGAGGACUACCCAGCGGCGCCAUCAUUGGAAUCGCCGUUGCUUGCGGCGUGGUGGGCCUAGCUCUCGUCUUCGGGCUCGUCUGGUACCUGCUGCGCCGACGGCAGCAGAAGAAGGCCAUGCUCCCUGUCGACUCCGCAUAUGGCUCCGGAAACCGCGCCGAAAAUCUCAUGGCCGAGAAGGAGGCGGCCGCCGACGUCGAGGUCAGCCCCAAUUCGCCCUAUUCCGACGAGGGUGCUUCAGGAGCCGGCCCCGGCGGCACGUAUCAGCGCGGCGCGGCACACGGAGGGGAAGCGCUUGCUGCAGGCGCGGCCGGCAGCCCACGGCAGCCCCAGCAGGACCAGCCGCGGUCCUUCACGCCAUACUCGGACCGCCCAAGUGCGAGCGCGGCCGCCGCUGGUACGCCUAGCAUACGCGCGGCGUCGCUCGCGCAGACCGAUGAGGCUCGCGUCAGCGUGCCAAGCACCACCCCAGGUCGGGCGACACCAAGGGCGCUACACACACCGUAUGCGCACUUAGUCGAGGAGGGCAUGACGGAGGAGGAGAUUCGGAGGUUGGAAGAGGAGGAGCGGCAGCUGGAUGCCGCCAUCGAACAGGCCGGGAGGCGUUGAGUCGUUGGCCGAUGGGUCUGGUGAGGAGGGCGUUGAUUCUCUUAGCUUCAUGUUCACUAUUUCCAAGAAAGUCACUCGACCAAGCUCUCAUGAAGAUUCCCACGACGUUUUAUGUUGCUCAUGGCUGCGAAAGAGGUAUUGCGCGUUGCAUUGGACCGCCGUUCGUUCCAUGGGUUACCUAGGCAGCCUUGAUACUUCGAAAGACGCCCCCUUUUACCACCGCUUUGUCCAACCUGACAAACUCGACUUUUAGAACCGCGAUAUCAGCUCUACUGGGUCUCUUUAGCGCUGGCAACACGGUAGUAUAAGUCAGCCGGUUUGCAGGCCUGCUCCGUCCGCCAAGCGAUAUCAGAAAGCUCUAGUCUAGCUUUGUCAGUUGCGCUACCUGUGACUUGGCUCUGUACGUUCCGUCCGCAGUGACGCUAGUACCGACCGGUCCGAAAGGGGAACCACGGGAAUCAAAAACACGCGGUAUGGGAAACGUUCUCAAUA